Messenger RNA from Miscanthus lutarioriparius, 735 nucleotides. NCBI's taxonomy places the organism in Eukaryota, Viridiplantae, Streptophyta, Magnoliopsida, Poales, Poaceae. The record is from the annotation of a GenBank genome assembly.
AUGGAUUGGGCUGCUCCGGCAUUGACGAGCUUCGUCGCCGACUCGUCGUCCUUCCGCCACCUCUGCUGCUACGGCGCCGGAAUCGCAGGAAACGUCUUCGCCUUCGUGCUCUUCAUCUCCCCACUCCCCACAUUCAAGCGGAUCGUCCGGAACGGGUCCACGGAGCAGUUCUCGGCCAUGCCGUACAUCUACUCGCUGCUCAACUGCCUCAUCUGCAUGUGGUACGGCCUCCCCUUCGUCUCCUACGGCGUCGUCCUCGUCGCCACCGUCAACUCCAUCGGCGCCGUCUUCCAGCUCGCCUACACCGCCGUCUUCAUCGCCUUCGCCGACGCCAAGCAGAGGCUGAAGGUCUCUGCUCUCCUGGCCGCCAUCUUUGUGGUGUUCGGACUGAUUGUGUUUGUUAGUUUGACUUUGUUGGAUCACACAACCCGGCAGAUGUUCGUCGGAUAUCUCAGCGUCGCGUCCCUCAUAUUCAUGUUCGCGUCCCCCUUGUCAAUCAUCAAUCUGGUCAUCAGGACGAAGAGCGUGGAGUACAUGCCCUUCUACUUGUCAUUAUCUAUGUUUCUGAUGAGUGCAUCAUUCUUCGGAUACGGAGUGCUGCUGCGUGAUUUCUUCAUAUAUAUUCCAAAUGGUAUUGGAACCAUACUGGGUAUCGUGCAGUUGAUGCUGUAUGCCUACUUCAGAAAAGGAUCAAGCGAGGCAGCCAGGCUGCCAUUGCUAGUCACACAUACAUGA